This is a messenger RNA of Varanus komodoensis (Komodo dragon), 3661 nucleotides long. It is a transcript of the gene TMEM41A, whose product is annotated as transmembrane protein 41A. The record is from RefSeq and is a predicted model, not a curated record. The coding region runs from base 536 to 1315 and encodes 259 amino acids. The transcript has 5 exons. Lineage: Eukaryota; Metazoa; Chordata; Lepidosauria; Squamata; Varanidae.
AUUAACGUGGUGUGUGUGUGUGUGGGGGGGCUGUUCCUCAAUUCUCAGUUUGUGUCAGGCUGGAUGUAUAUAUGGGUUUGCUCCUGCAAGAUUAGGUCAUAAAUCAUGUUGCUGUUCUGGACAACCCUUGCAAAGUAAAAUGACCAGCCUCCUUCUUAUGCACAAAUGAAGAAAGGCAGAGUCGGAAGAAAAGAGACCUGAACUUCGUGGGUACCGCGAAGGGGAGAAUGGGCCUGAAGAUACUCUAUCACAGCCCUAAAUCUCCCGUACGCAAAACUUUUCAAGAGCGUUCUCACCAUAGAAAUGUAUAAGGGUAGAGUGUCGCCACUCAUCCUGUAGAAAACCUUGGUGGCUGCCAUAACGGUUAGCGAGCUGUACAGGAAGUUCCGGCUGCGCGUCACGGCUGCCGCUUUUAGUCGACGGGCUCGCUUAGGGUCCGUUUCUCUCGUGUGCAAGUGACUUAUUCCCUGCGCUUGGUGCUCCUAGUUCCAGCUUUUCUGUUGGCCCUUUCGGAGGCCAUUGUGAAUAUUCCGCUAUGCGGUCGCUGGGAGGGUUGUCGUUGGUCCUGGGAACGGCCACGGCGGGUCUUUAUUUGCUCUCGGUGCGGCUUCCCGGAGAACCACGCGCGGGAAGCGGGUCAUUAAAGUUCCCUUCAAACCUAGAAGAACUGCAAGAGCUUGCACAAUUUCUACAAUACUACAAUAGAGAACACCAUACAUAUGUGUUGCUGCUCUUCUGCAGUGCCUACCUAUACAAGCAAUGCUUUGCUAUACCUGGCUCCAGCUUUCUGAACAUCCUUGCCGGGGCUCUCUUUGGACCAUGGAUGGGACUCCUGUUAUGUUCUACCUUGACUUCUGUGGGUGCCACGUGUUGCUAUGGAUUAUCCAAUGUAUUUGGGAAAAAAAUUGUUAUCCACUAUUUUCCUGUUAAAGUUGCCAUGCUUCAGAGGAAGGUGGAAGAGAACAGAAAUUCUUUGUUCUUUUUUUUGUUGUUCCUGAGACUGUUCCCUAUGACUCCAAAUUGGUUUCUUAAUCUUGCAUCUCCAGUCUUGAAUAUUCCAGUGACUCAGUUCUUCUUGUCUGUUUUCAUAGGUCUCAUUCCAUAUAACUUCAUCUGUGUCCAGACGGGCUCAAUCCUUUCACGGAUCACCUCCCUAGAUGCCAUUUUCUCUUGGAGCAUUUUAUUCAAAAUGUUGGCUAUAGCCAUGGUGGCAUUAAUUCCUGGGACUUUCAUUAAGAAGUACAGUCAGAAGCAUCUCAACUUGGAGAAAAACAAUGAGAGAGUUCAUCUGAUCAACGGAAGAAAGAACAGCUGAAUGGGCUGGGCCCCAAAUACAGUGGAAAUCUAUUUAUGGGGACGGUGCAAUUCUAACUAGUUAUUUUGUUUUUACUGAACUUUGAGACCCCUGUCAGUAGUUGGACAUCAGCUUUCAGUAAUAUGCAGAAAGCAGUGUUUUCUUAAAUGCUGCUUUUAAAAGAUAAUUGAGACUUGCAUGUCUCUUUUUUAAAAGGUGCUUCUGAAUGUUCCUAGAAUGCUAUCAAAUGGAAAGGAAAAUGUUUUUUAAGAUUUUGUGACCAGGAGCCAUUUGAGGCUGUGCAUCUUGGGGAAAUCUAAAUGCUAGGAUGUAUCUGGAGGCAAGUCCCUACAUACAGAGUAUGUGCAAGAGAGUCACAUGAAGCAGCCGAUUGCUAGCAGCGAUGGUGCAUUUAGUGGGACAAGUGUUGGCUGGCUAAAUAACAGUUCUGAGAACUGAAUCAUGUUACCUCUUCCCCCUCCCCUCGUGCCUCUUUGAGAAUUGCCAAGAUUUGACACGAGGGACUACAGGGUCUUUCUUCCUGUGUGCUGGAGCACUAAUAAUAGAGUAUUCACAUACCUCAUCCUCAUAAUAUCAGUACCUUGCUUUGCUAGCAGAUUUCAUGCUUUAUGCUAAGGGAGACUGGAUCUGUCAGGGCAGUAUUAUUGUCUUUACAAAAAAUAGAUCCAGUUAAGGAUUAAUAAAUGCAUGGAAAUCAUUUUAAAGUCAUGCAAAGGGAAACUACUCUUGCAAGCCUCUGCUGUCUUCUGGUGAAAAGGAGCAUCUGUGAGGUGGCUUGGGAAUGCCCUGACUUCAGUCUUGAUGCCUACUUACAUUAUUCUUUUAUCAUUUUCUUGGUGGCAGUAUGCAUCCUAGAAAACCACAUUCUACCAUUUUGCUAGUGGCAAAAUGGAGGUUUUACCACCCUUUGUAACAAAACAUUUUUAUAACAAAACUCUAUGCUUUGCUAGAGUUCCUGUAAAUUUGGCUAAUAGGCAGUGGUUUUAUUGGAAUAAAUUCUCUGCUAACUUUUUAGUGUUAAGCUGUAUAUGUCCCUGUUCAUAGUGAGCUUCUUAGGAUGGCAUUUGCUGACUCCAUGGCUGGAUUCAGAUAACAUGCUGUCGGUUAGUCACCCAGAGAUUCCAAGUUGGAUAUGCAACACUGCAUGGUGGUUGUCUUGUCACAUAAACCUGGUGACUGUGAGUUGUGCAAGUUAAACCAUCCCAAAAUAGGCCACUGCUUAUAUGAGGGUUACACCCUCGUGCAGGAGUUGCAUGUUUAAAAGACCAGCUGCAAAAUACACAUUGUAUACACUACAGCUUUACCAUGCAUUAAAUAACGCAUGGUGUGCUAUUGUAUCAUGUAAACAACCCAAGUAUGUAUGUGUUUUAUGCUAAGUAGAUACUGAAAAAGGACUGCUCUGGCCACUGCACUAUGGCAACUUGGAGCUGUAAGAAACAUCUGUGGUUUGAAUUAAUCUAAAUAGGAAUGAUGUCUUAAUCAAGUGCCUUACCAACUGUGUGCAUGUAUAUGGGAUUUAUAUUCAUACCAGAUAAAUGACAGUGAAAACUGUUGGUACAGAUGUUGUUUGUAUAAAGGGAAUGAAGUCUUUAUUUAACUAUUCUGGAUGAGUGACAACUAAGCUGUGUCUUUAAAGGCUUUCCCCUUUGUACUUUAUACACUACAGAAAAAACCUCCACUCAACUUCCAGUUGUUUAGGAUUCUCAGCAAUAAAGUAUCAUAACUAGAAUCAUAAUGGCACAACUAGGCUGGGUCUAUAAUUCAUAAAUUUGUUUUUGGAAAAGCUCAGUAUUUUUCUGUUGUUACUGGUAACAGAUAAAGGUAAGCUAUUUGUAGCUUUCUUUGUAAAACUGCUUUAAGUACCUAGGAUAUGUUGAUUAAUUUUGCCAAAGGAAAGCAGGUAGGAAACACAACGCAUUAUUGCUGUCUGAUGUAUGUGAGAUAUUGCAGAGUAGCUCCAAGGUAGAAUUAUGGUUUCUGCUAAAACAGGCUAACAAUACAAUCCUGUACCCACUUUUCUAGGAGUAAAUCUCAUGGCGCUUAUUUUUGGGUAGACACAAAGAAUUGUACUUUAAAUUACUCCUUCCCAACAUUUCCAGAUGGAUUUCUGCUACAAGUGAGGCAAACAGUAGUCUGAAGACCAACUAGGAGUAAGAAAGCAUUUUAUGUGGGGACGUGGUAGAAAAAUAUAUGGUGGCUACAUUGUACCUUCCUGGAAGGUGGCAUUUUUCUUCAAGUAUUGUUUAAUUUGAUAAAAAAUGGGUACCAUUUUCCAGUAUAAUGUUCUCUACCAAAGCAAAUGCUUGAUUUCCUGCUUAGUGAAAAUAAAUUGUGGUUCAAAAAUCA